AUGCUCCGCAAAACGCCCACAGGGACCUGGUUACCCGCUUGGGUUCCAGAGUCCACGGCUACGAUAUCCGUCCUCCUGAUGUGCUGUUCCGUAAUUCAAUCGGCCACGGGCGGCUUUGAUGGCAGUUUGCUCAAUGGACUCAACAUCCUGCCGUCGUAUACCGACUACUUCCGCCUUACGCCAGCUACGAAAGGCCUCAACACUGCGUCUGUUUUUAUCGGGGGCUUCUUUGGCCCAAUGAUUGCGGGCCUGAUGUGCGACAGGCUCGGUCGGCGGCCGACACUGCUCUGGGGCUCUGUCAUCAUUCUCGUUGGCAUCAUCCUCCAGUCCGCGGCCCAGAAUGUGGCCAUGUUCGUAGUGGCGAGAGUCAUUCUUGGGUUCGGAAAUGGUGUUUCCGGCGUUGCAGCACCGGUGUACCUGAGCGAGACAAGCCCAGACAGAUGGCGAGCGUGGACUGUUGGGUUAGUAAAUAACUUUUACUACGUCGGGGCCCUCAUUGCGGCAGGGGUGACGUUGGGGACAGGCAAAUGGGACUCGACCUGGGCCUGGAGAGCUCCGUCCUUCAUGCAAGCGUUAUUUUCCAUCAUAUGCAUCGCCAUACUGCCAUUGGUCCCAGAAUCCCCGAGGUGGCUUGUGCGGCAGGACCGUUUUGAAGAUGCACGACUGGUCGUUGCGCAAACGAAUGCCAACAGCGAUCUGACGGACCCGGUCGUCAUGGCCGUGUACAAGGAGAUCGUCGACUCUCUCGAGUGGGAAAAAAAGGAAGGUCGCACACUCAGCAUGAAGGAACUCUUCAAGUCGCCGACGGCGAGAAAGCGAGUGUUAAUUGGAGGAUCUGCUGGCCCGUUCUCAUGCAUUGCUGGAAACAUCAUCGCGUCCUACUACCUUGGCCAAGAGCUUGACACAGCCGGAAUCACAGAUUCGAAUGAUCAGCUAAAGGCUAAUGUUGUCCUGAAUGUGUGGUGCCUUUUCUGCUGCCUCGCGGGUACGCAGCUUGCCGCAUCUUGGGGCCGGAAACCCACCGCGCUGUUGUCGCAAGGUCUUCUCAUCGUAUGCCUGUUCAUUAUCGGCGCUCUUACCAAGGUUUAUGGCGAGGACCCGGACGGCACUUCUAAAGCCCUCAUUUACGGAGACGUCGCUGUCAUAUUCCUGUUCCAGGGCUUUUAUUCCAUUGCCUGGACGCCUCUACUCACCCUGUAUCCACCGGAGGUCAUGGACUAUCCCAUUCGAGCCAACGGCGUAGCAUUCGCCCAAUACACUCUGAACGGUCUUGCUUGCCUCCUAGUCUUCAUCAUGCCGAUUGCGCUGACGAACAUCGGGUGGAAAACGUACAUGAUCAAUGGCAGCUGGGAUAUUGUCACUUUUAUUUUGAUCGCUGUGUUCUGGGUCGAAACGAAAGGGAAGAGUUUGGAGGAGAUUGACGCGCUCUUUGACAAGACGAAGCGCUCGACGGUUCCAAACAUCGAGGACGUCCGGACCGGCAAGGUUAGUGUCGAUGUGGGCGAAAUUGAACGGGAGUUGCAGGAGGAGAUCGGCUUAAAGGCUGAGUGA
Molecule: messenger RNA, 1551 nt
Organism: Purpureocillium lilacinum
Lineage: Eukaryota; Fungi; Ascomycota; Sordariomycetes; Hypocreales; Ophiocordycipitaceae
Biological process (GO): carbohydrate transport; transmembrane transport
Cellular component (GO): membrane
Molecular function (GO): carbohydrate:proton symporter activity
Source: RefSeq, a predicted model, not a curated record